This is a messenger RNA of Galdieria sulphuraria, 1605 nucleotides long. RefSeq lists its product as uncharacterized. The record is from RefSeq and is a predicted model, not a curated record. The transcript has a single exon. The coding region runs from base 16 to 1584 and encodes 522 amino acids. NCBI's taxonomy places the organism in Eukaryota, Rhodophyta, Bangiophyceae, Galdieriales, Galdieriaceae.
AGGAGAAAAAGAAGUAUGUUUUCCUCUCUGGUCAUGUGUGAGGAUGGUUGUUCAGUGGCAGUGUAUACAAACUGGAGACCACAUUCAGAGCAACUAGUGGAAAACGAGAAACAAAACAAACCACAAUCAAUUAUUUCUCUUCAUUAUGAUAAUCUUGUGAAGGAAGCACAGCAACUCUUGGAAGCCUCUUUCCAUCUUUCUCUUUCAACCCAUAUCAUCUUUGACCUGCGAGUCAAGCAACAACAGACUACAGUCGAUAACAACGGUAUGAAAAUGUUGCUCUAUAUGGUAAAUAUUAUUCACAAGUGGAGAACAACAUACAAGCACUGCAUAUUUUCUAUGGUUGUUGGGUCUUGUAGCAAUUCUCUUCUUCUUUCAAAAUGGUCUCUAAUGAUCAACUUGGUUCAACGAGUAGAGGAACAAAAACUAACCACUCUUUUGGAGUCUCUGGAGAAGAAUAUCUUUCUUUGGAAAGGAGCACUCUUUGUUCGAUCAUCGUCCACUUGGCUUGGUUCCGGUAUCGUAAGCGUCACGAGAGAAGGGCAUCGAACGAAUGAAACUCGAUCAUUAUGGCCAUUUUUUCGUCAUCUCGAACCUGUUGGUGAAAUAGAAAAACUUGAUACAGAUACACAUGGAUGGCAUACCAUAAGACUUCCUUGUGAAUUUCGAAUAGAUGACCACGAAAGUGACCUCUUCAAUGAUUGGUACGAAAGGAAAAAUUCAUUUGCUUAUCAAUGGUUUCGAAUAACCUUUCGUACUCAAGGAGGAGUAUCCCGAUCUUGUUUGCUUUGUAAACAAUACAAACAAACGACUUUUCAAAUGCAUACUAUCAUUCCAUUGACCUAUCCAGGUUUCUUUGGUUCCAUAUUCGCUUCUGUCGCUAAGAAAAUUCAUGCAAUGGCUUCUUCUAUUGUUUCUCAGAAAAUGGAAUCAGACUAUCGAGCAACGUUCACAACGAUAUGGAAACGACAUAUACAAAGAAUGGAUGGCGUAGCCGACAUCAAACUAUUUUGGUAUCAUCCCAUAUCUCAUGAACAUUCUUUGAAACCUUUAAAUGAAAAUUGUUCUCCUUCUCAACAUUUGGAAAAUUGUAUGGAAUCACCACAAUCCUCGACCAAGUCUCCACAACGUGGUAACUUUCAGACGAGAAACAACGAUGAACGACAGUAUUCGUCAUUCAUGCCAAACAAAGCAGGGGUGGUGAAAAGAAGGAAAAGAGCUUUGCAUAAGCUUUCACUGAGAAUCAGUCAAAGAGAAUAUAUCGACUCUUCCUUGUCAAUUCAUCAAAAUGAGGAGAUGGAGCAAACUUCAAAAAAACAAUCAGUCUCUUCACAAAAAGAUCCUUCAUUUCAUUCGCUGGACUGGACUCUGAAUGAUAAUCAAAUCGACAACAACUUUGUUCCUUUGUAUCACAAAAUGAUCAAAUACUGGUUUUCCCUUCUAGGAGAGCACUUUCAUAUCGAUAGCGAGGAAUCUCAAUGGCUACAGUAUCCAUUUAUAUCAAGUGCUUGUGAUGAGUUAUACCAAUCUUUAGCUAAGACCUAUCAUCAAAUAGCGACUCAGAUUUCAACAAUGGGCAAAUGAUCACUAGUUCGUUUGUACUGA